Messenger RNA from Juglans regia (Persian walnut), 423 nucleotides. RefSeq lists its product as uncharacterized. The coding region runs from base 1 to 423 and encodes 140 amino acids. The transcript has a single exon. Lineage: Eukaryota; Viridiplantae; Streptophyta; Magnoliopsida; Fagales; Juglandaceae. The record is from RefSeq and is a predicted model, not a curated record.
AUGGGAAGACUUCUGUGGCUGGAGGAUAAGAGAAGGAUUUUUGUGGCUGGAGCUUCUGCGGUUUGUGGUAGUUAUGAGAGAUAUUUGGGUCUUCUAGCUCUGGUAGGAAGAUCUAAAUACAACUCUUUUAGAGUAUUAAAAGAUAGGGUAUGGCAGAGGAUUUCUAGUUGGAAAAGCAGCUUCCUUUCUCAAGCUGAAAAACAAGUAUUGAUAAAGGCUGCGUUACAAUCCAUCCCUACAUCUACCAUGAGUGUGUUCAAGCUUCCUGUAAAGUUGUGUAAGGACAUGAAUGGGUUAUUCUCUAAAUUCUGGUGGAGGAAGCAGCACAUGGAGGGGGUAUCCAAUGGAAGAAAUGAGAAUUUCUGGGAUUGCAAAAAGGAAAGGGAGGCCUGGGAUUUAGGGACUUGGAAAGCUUUAAUUUAG